This is a messenger RNA of Neltuma alba, 1950 nucleotides long. RefSeq names its product MLO-like protein 1. Gene Ontology annotation, biological process: defense response. Bases 104 to 1627 code for a protein of 507 amino acids. Gene Ontology annotation, cellular component: membrane. The transcript has 13 exons. The record is from RefSeq and is a predicted model, not a curated record. NCBI's taxonomy places the organism in Eukaryota, Viridiplantae, Streptophyta, Magnoliopsida, Fabales, Fabaceae.
GUGACUCCCUGCCGAGAGUUCACAGGGUACUUUGCUAGAAGCUGAGUUGCUAAAAAGUUAGAGAGAGAGAGGGAGGGAGAGAAAAGCAGUGAGAGAAAGCAGAAUGAGUGGAGGUGGGGAAGAAGAGGCCACCUUGGAGCACACUCCCACAUGGGUUGUUGCUCUCGUUUGCACUGUCAUCGUCGCCGUUUCACUCGCCGCCGAACGUUUUCUUCAUUAUGGCGGCAAGUUCCUCAAGAAGAGGGAUCAGAAGCCGCUCUAUGAAGCUCUUCAGAAAAUCAAAGAAGAGUUGAUGCUGUUGGGUUUUAUCUCGCUGCUUCUGACGGUUACACAGAAUGGUAUUACCAAGAUUUGCGUUCCGCCGGGUUUUACCCACCAUAUGCUUCCUUGUGAUUCGAAUGAAGGAGAAGGUGAAAAAUCAAAGACACCUAUAUCCCAUUUUCAGAGCUUCUUCUCUUCCCCUGAUAUUUCUGGAACUGUUCGUCGUCUUCUUGCUGAGGGGUCGUCGUCUAGUAGCUACUGUGCUCGUAAGCACAAGGUUCCAUUGUUAUCUCUGGAAGCCAUCCAUCACCUGCACAUCUUUAUAUUUGUUCUGGCCGUGGUCCAUGUAACCUAUUGUGUUUUGACUAUUUUCUUCGGAGGAUUGAAUAUACGUCAGUGGAAGCAUUGGGAGGACUCAAUUGCUAAAGACAACUAUGAAACACAGAGAGUUCUGGAACCAAAGAUCACUCAUGUUCACCAGCAUGAUUUUAUUAAGGGCCAUUUUCUGGGCUUUGGUAAAGACUCUGUUCUGAUGGGUUGGUUGCACUCCUUUUUCAAGCAAUUUUAUGGCUCUGUGACUAAACUGGAUUAUACGACUUUACGGCAUGGUUUUAUCAUGACUCACUGCAAGUCAAAUCCGAAGUUUAACUUCCACAAAUACAUGAUACGGGCCCUUGAAGAUGAUUUUAAACAAGUUGUUGGUAUAAGUUGGUAUCUAUGGAUCUUUGUGGUCCUCUUUUUGUUGCUUAACAUUAGUGGCUGGCAUACAUAUUUUUGGAUAGCGUUUAUUCCCUUUAUCCUUCUACUAGCUGUGGGCACUAAGUUGGAGCAUGUAAUAAUACAAUUAGCUCAUGAAGUGGCUGAAAAGCAUGCUGCCAUAGAAGGUGAAUUGGUUGUUCAACCAUCAGAUGCUCACUUUUGGUUUCAUCGGCCUCACUUCAUCCUCUUCCUGAUUCACUUCAUCCUUUUCCAGAAUUCUUUUGAGAUAGCGUUCUUUUUCUGGAUAUUGGUUACUUAUGGCUUUGAUUCCUGCAUAAUGGGACAAGUCCGUUACAUUGUCCCCAGGCUCGUCAUUGGGGUAUUCAUUCUGGUCCUUUGCAGCUACAGUACGCUCCCUUUGUAUGCACUCGUUACGCAGAUGGGAACUCACUUCAAGAAGGCAAUAUUUGACGAGCAUGUGCAAGUGGGGCUUGUUGGUUGGGCUCAAAGAGUGAAGAAGAAGAAAGAACACAGAAAUGAUCAUUCUGGGCAGGGAAGUUCUCAUGAUGGCUCUUCCUCAGUGGGGGUCCAAAUGGCUUCCAUUUUCAAAAGAGCAUCUGCCCCGGAAGGCAAUCCUCCUCCCCCAAAACCUGAGGGCUCUGUUUGAGUCUUCCUAUCAAAAGUAAAUUAAUUGACGACUGCGUUUCUGUAUAGUAGUAGUUUGGCAUUUUAACUUUUGCCGUCAAAGAUUGAACACGUAAUGAGUUACUUCAUGAACCUACGUUGUAUGUUUUUUCCCUUCUUUUUGUCUUUCUAAUCAUCAAAUUCAAAGUGAUGAUUCAAAGAUGUUGAAACCCGAAAGUACUUGCAAUGAGUUUUCCCCCCGGUUGUCUGGAAAAUGGAACUGCUAGUUUACUUUGAAAAUGACGUAACUUGGAUUGUGCGGGAGACAUUUUGAUUGCCAAUAUUUGUUGAGUUGCUUGUAAUGCA